Trichomycterus rosablanca is the source of this 770-nucleotide messenger RNA. RefSeq names its product relaxin 3a (gene rln3a). The coding region runs from base 254 to 709 and encodes 151 amino acids. Gene Ontology annotation, molecular function: hormone activity; G protein-coupled receptor binding. Gene Ontology annotation, cellular component: extracellular region. NCBI's taxonomy places the organism in Eukaryota, Metazoa, Chordata, Actinopteri, Siluriformes, Trichomycteridae. The transcript is spliced from 3 exons. The record is from RefSeq and is a predicted model, not a curated record.
GCGCCUGCACAGAGUCGAGGAAUAAUGCAUCGAUCAGGGUGUGGCUCUCGGUACACAACGCUGAUCCGCAUAUGAACUCGCCUCCUGCAGGUCCCGAGUUUUACCUCAUCUGGUUAUCUAUGACUCCUUAGUCAGGUGGGAUGGUGCAUGUGAGUGUUUAUAAAGCAGAGGUGAAAUUCAGCACAAUCAACACAGAGCCGCAACAGCUGAGUAUCCAGCAUCCCCUUACACUGAUCUCUCCACCUGCUUCAUAAUGUGGAACGCUGCACUUCUAGCUUUGUGUCUGCUGCUGGCUGGCGUGAGGGCAAUAGAUCGGCCCUCGUAUGGUGUUAAACUGUGUGGCCGGGAGUUUAUUCGUGCUGUCAUCUUCACCUGCGGAGGAUCACGUUGGAGACGCUCCAUCACAAGCACAGAUGAACUAAGUCUAGACACCUUCAGCUCAGACUUCAACGAUGCUGCAGAUAGCUGGGGUCGGUCCUCUGGUCCAAACUUCUUCUUCCAACACGACUCUGAGCCCGAUUCUUUUGGAAUGGCACAAAAUGGGCAGGAAGGUGAUGGGUUCAGCCGGCCUGUUCGCUCCCUCAUCUCGGAUGACGUACUGGAAGCCCUGCGAAGCUCCAGCAGGAUGGGCCGAGACGUGGUAAUAGGACUGUCCAAUGCCUGCUGCAAGUGGGGCUGCAGCAAAAGUGAGAUUAGCUCCCUGUGCUGAGAAUGUCCUUUAUGUGUGUGUGUGUGUGUCACUGUUUAGGCCAAUCUCUUUUAUGAUUUUG